Messenger RNA from Aspergillus wentii DTO 134E9, 885 nucleotides. RefSeq lists its product as uncharacterized. The record is from RefSeq and is a predicted model, not a curated record. The transcript is spliced from 7 exons. The coding region runs from base 1 to 885 and encodes 294 amino acids. Lineage: Eukaryota; Fungi; Ascomycota; Eurotiomycetes; Eurotiales; Aspergillaceae. Gene Ontology annotation, molecular function: oxidoreductase activity.
AUGUCCCAUACAUCAUCAACAUUUCAACCGCCCCAGGUAGCCCAAAGCCAGGAAAAGCCGGGACUGGAAACGCACAUGACACCACCCAGCGAGAUCACAAGGCUAGAUGCCGGAAAUGAGCUAGUAGAAUAUACUGCUUCUGGCAAGCUGAAAGACAAAAAAGUCUUCAUCACCGGUGGAGACUCUGGCAUUGGCAGAUCGGUGGCAGUGCUGAUGGCCAAGGAGGGUGCAGAUAUCAGUAUUGUCUAUCUCCCGGAAGAACAAGAGGAUGCAGAGGAAACCAAGAAAAUGGUGAAGCAAGAGGGUCGAGAGUGUCUUCUACUACCGGGCGACCUCCGAAAUCGAAGUUUCUGCAAAGAGGCAGUAGAGGAGCACAUCAAACAAUUCGGUCGCAUCAACGUUUUGGUCAACAAUGCUGCCAAACAAUAUCGCUGCAAGGACUUUGUCGAUAUCGACCUUGACGAGGUAGAGGAUACCUUUCAAACGAAUAUCAUCCAGAUUUUUGCCGUUACCAAAUUCGCUCUGCCUUAUAUGGCUCGAGGAGACUCCAUCAUCAACAACACAUCUGUAUCGGCAUUCCGUGGUUCAAGCAGUGUGGUUGACUAUGCAGCCACAAAAGGUGCCAUUGUUGGCUUCACCCGGUCUCUUGCAGUACAACUAAUGCCCAAAGGAAUACGGGUGAAUGCUGUUGCUCCUGGUGGCAUCUACACACCCUUUCAAGUCGCCACUCGAGAAGCAUCGGAAAUGGAAAACUGGGGUUCGCACUAUGGCCUCGGUCGACCCGGUCAGGCCAGCGAGGUGGCCACCAGUUUUGUCUUUUUGGCCAGUGCUGAUUCCUCGUUUUAUUACGGACAGGUUCUUCAUUGCUAUCCGUUGGGCGACUGA